CCCAUCAUCGCCUUGUCUAAAUUUCUAACUUUCCGCUCUCCCAGGUCUUAGAUCUUUGUCUCUGUCUCUGUUUCUACUUUGAGGCCUCCGUUGUUGGUGGGUGGGUCUUUCUUCUCUCAAAAUGGCCACCGGAGUGAACAGAAAAAUUUCUGCUGCAUCAGCUCGGGCCCACACCAGAAGGGCAAAGAAAACCAAUUCCCUUUCCCUCCCAUCGGGAAUUCUUGGAACAGCACUAGCAGUGUUGUUUAUUGGGUUUUUAGCAUGGGCUUAUCAGGUUAUUCAACCUCCCGCUCCCAAGAUAUGUGGCACUUCUGAUGGACCGCCUAUAACAGCACCAAGAAUCAAAUUAAGAGACGGAAGGCAUUUGGCAUACAAAGAGCAUGGCGUUCCAAAGGAUGCAGCCAAGUAUAAAAUCAUCUCUGUCCAUGCUUUUGAUUGUUGCAGGCAUGAUACUGUGGUUGCCAAUACCCUAUCGCCGGAUGUUGUUGAGGAGCUGGGGCUCUACAUUGUAUCUUUCGACAGACCUGGUUAUGGGGAAAGUGAUCCUGAUCCAAAUCGUACUUUAAAAAGCCUUGCUUUAGAUAUAGAAGAGCUUGCAGAUCACCUGGGAUUGGGGUCCAAAUUCUAUGUAGUUGGUGUCUCCAUGGGUGGACAAGUUGUUUGGAACUGCCUUAAGUACAUACCUAACAGGCUGGCAGGUGCAGUACUCAUAAGCCCCGUUGUGAACUACUGGUGGCCUGGUCUUCCUGCAAACUUAACUACUGAAGCAUUUUCUAAAAAAAAAUUAGAAGACCGAUGGGCACUUCGUGUUGCUCACUACAUACCGUGGCUAACUUACUGGUGGAACACUCAAAGAUGGUUCCCUGCCUCUACUGCAAUUGCUCAUAGUCCAGAUAACCUUUCUCAUCAAGACAAAGAACUUGUGCCUAAGAUGUCUAAUAGAAAGAGUUAUGUGGCACAGGUAAGACAGCAAGGUGAUUAUGAAACCCUCCACCGCGACUUAAAUAUUGGUUUCGGUAACUGGGAAUAUAGUCCCCUUGAUCUUGAAAACCCAUUUCCAAAUAAUGAAGGCUCUGUCCAUCUUUGGCAUGGAGAUGAGGAUCUGAUGGUUCCAGUUACAUUGCAACGAUACAUAGCGCAAAAGCUUCCAUGGAUUCACUAUCAUGAACUCCAAGGUUCUGGUCACAUGUUUGCUCAUGCUGAUGGUAUGAGUGAUACUAUCAUUAAGUCACUUUUACGUGCAAAGUAGGCUUCUUCUAUGUUAGUUACUGUCAGUGCGAAGUUGGCGGCUUCUAUAUUGGUUACUGUCUAUCUCAGGUCAGUUUCGGCAUUUAAUAUCUCAGUUUUGGAGAAUUCACUGUUGAACAGAAUGAUGUAUGAUCAACUUUGAACAAUAUUUGAGUACACUUAAUGGUAGGAAGAAUCCUAUUACUUCUUAAUAAUUAUAUGAACUUUACUCUUUUGUGUGGGAAGUUAUUUAACAGAAGUUGACUUGUUCAAGUUACUCUCAAGCUGACACAAUGGCGAUGAACAUCACUAUUUUGCAAAACCAGUUUUAGACUUCUUGGGUUAUUAUUUGGAAGCAGAACAAUGUUCACAAUGAUUCAAUUCUUAUCAACGCUCACUCUGCUUGGCUUUUAAAUGCCUGAUUGUUCUAUAGCAGAAAUCAAUCCUCAACGCCAUGUACUUGACAUUAAUUUGGACACAUCCUAAUUAUUUUCAUUUUUCAA
Glycine soja is the source of this 1730-nucleotide messenger RNA. RefSeq lists its product as uncharacterized. The coding region runs from base 122 to 1249 and encodes 375 amino acids. The transcript has 5 exons. The record is from RefSeq and is a predicted model, not a curated record. Lineage: Eukaryota; Viridiplantae; Streptophyta; Magnoliopsida; Fabales; Fabaceae.